AUGUCGGGAGAGGACGAUCUCGGCUAUACGAUGCUCAACAUUGCAAUCGAGAUGGCGGAGGCACUCGGCAUCAUCAACCGGGAGCCGCUCGAUCUCAGCAAAUUACAGCUGUCCGACGAAAUGAUCACAUCCGUAAAGCGAACGGCGUGGGGAGUAUUCCAGGUCGACACGGUGGUUCAUACCAACUUUUUGAAGCCGAGCCGGGUCACGAGCGUCAGUCUCGACCGGAUCGAUCCGAACGAGUCUGGUGCCGGGGAUCUCUGGGUUCCGUAUCCGACAAAAGGCCGCGACAGUCAUGGCUGA
This is a messenger RNA of Aspergillus oryzae RIB40, 303 nucleotides long. RefSeq lists its product as uncharacterized. Gene Ontology annotation, biological process: DNA-templated transcription. NCBI's taxonomy places the organism in Eukaryota, Fungi, Ascomycota, Eurotiomycetes, Eurotiales, Aspergillaceae. The record is from RefSeq and is a predicted model, not a curated record. The transcript has 2 exons. Bases 1 to 303 code for a protein of 100 amino acids. Gene Ontology annotation, molecular function: zinc ion binding; DNA binding.